Papaver somniferum (opium poppy) is the source of this 1931-nucleotide messenger RNA. Its product is annotated as ELMO domain-containing protein B-like. Bases 210 to 1229 code for a protein of 339 amino acids. The record is from RefSeq and is a predicted model, not a curated record. NCBI's taxonomy places the organism in Eukaryota, Viridiplantae, Streptophyta, Magnoliopsida, Ranunculales, Papaveraceae. The transcript has 10 exons.
AGACAGAAAUUUUGCUGCAUUUAGCUGUUGUUUAGUCAUCAACCGAAGAAAAUUUGUGAAGUUAUCAUUUUCUGACAUUUCCGAUAAUAUAGAUAGCUCCACAGAUUUUGGGAAUGGUUUCCAGCACACCCAAACAAAAAUUUCCAAACAAUCAGAACCCAUUUCUGACCUAUCUCUCCCACUUUCAAUAGCUGGGAGAGAGCACACAGAUGCUCCACCACAAUCACCACCACCACCAUCUCUUUCAAUCCCAUUCUCGCCACCACCAUCACCAUCUCCAAUUUGCAUUUUCUAAACCUCUCAAAGAUCCGCGCUCUCUUUCUCGUAAAUUUACUUCUGGGUACUGGAGAUGGACCCGGGAUCUACCUACCUACUUCUCUAAAUCAAAAAGAUACAGAAUCUCACCAUUUCCUGUUGAUGAUGAUGAAACUAGAUGGAGGCAAAAGAACGAGGAAGAUGAUCAGGCAUGGGCGAAUAAUCUUGCUCAUGUAGUUUCGCAGUGGUCUCAAUGUUGUACUAAUGCUAUGGUUGGAUCAAGAUCAUGGAUAGGAGCACUUCUCUCUCGGUCUAGCAAAAAUCGCCAAAACGACAAGAUUCUUAAUUUCUGUAUGAGCCCUCUUCAGGAGCAAAGACUGCAAAGACUUCAAGAACGAUUACAAGUACCUUUUGACGAAACUCGGCUAGACCAUCAGGAAGCAUUAAGAGCACUGUGGCGUGCUUCUUUUCCAGAUAUUGAGCUUAAAGGCUUGAUCUCUGAACAGUGGAAAGAUAUGGGAUGGCAAGGUCCAAAUCCGUCGACUGAUUUUAGGGGCUGCGGAUUUAUUUCGCUGGAGAAUCUUCUAUUUUUUGCUAGGACUUAUCCGGCUUCUUUUAAUAGGUUACUCUUCAAACGGUAUGGUAAGAGGGCAAUAUGGGAAUAUCCAUUUGCUGUUGCUGGCAUCAAUGUGUCCUUUAUGUUGAUUCAGAUGCUGGAUUUGUGUUCAGCAAAACCAAAAUGUCUUCCAGGAAUAAACUUUAUAAAGCUCCUAUCUGAAGAUGAAGAAGCUUUCGAUGUGUUGUAUUGUAUAGCUUUUGAAAUGAUGGAUGCUCAGUGGCUGGCCAUGCGUGCUUCUUAUAUGGAGUUUAAUGAGGUUUUACAAGUAACAAGAACACAAUUAGAAAGAGAAUUAUCUUUGGAAGAUAUACAUCGAAUUCAAGACCUUCCAGCAUAUAAUCUCUUGUACCAAUAGAAGAACUAAUCACUCAAGAAAUGUAACUUAAAAGUUCCCACUGUCCUACUAUGCCGAUGAUUGUAGAGAUAAAAAAAAUAUGUGUCCAAGGCCAUCUUAUUGCCAAUUUUGAAGGCAAAUGAGGAGCCGCACAUCUAGACAUCAUCACUACAGACUCUACAAACUUUGUAUAUCAAACAGAAGGUUGUUCAUUAGCAUAAAUGCAUCAAUGGCACGCGUCAGAAUGGGGUUGAACAUUUGAUGGAUUUCGUGAUCCUAAACCAUUUGGUAUCCAGGUCUGGAUACUCUCUGUUAAAUUGGUUUUUAGGAUCACUCCAGUGAUGUGAACUUUUCUUGGUUAUUAGCGUAGCCAAAUAGAAGAAAAUAGGUCCGGUAAAAGGAGCAGUCGAGGGCAUUGAACAGCAAAACGGGGAUCUUGGAUUUUAUGUAAUGGAAUUGAAAUCAGCUGGCAUUGUAUUAAGGUAUGUUCACCAUAUCAGAUCGGGAGAGAGGAGUUGGUAACGAGGGCAGAUUUUCGACCCAUUGUAUGUAGCAUCAUCAACAGCACACUGAAAUUGUAUGACAAGUUAUUUUCUGUCCUUAUUUUUUUCAAUGUUUUAUUAGGAAAAAGAAUGAAGUUAUAAUGCUUUACUGCAACUGUUGGAUACUAUGACUGUUACAACUUAUACAAUCAUUGAGAUUAUUUGUAGAUUCCAGACCUGA